AUGGCACAAACUAAGAAAAGUGUUGAUACAGUGAAAGAGAUUCGAGACUGGCUGGUGACAAAAUGUCGCUUGCCGGGUUUUGGGACUGACCAUCGCAAAAACGUCAACGGGAAAGGAAGUUCAACCAGCGAAGUGAAAGAAAGAAGUGCAUCACAAUCUCAGCUAUUUUCGGCUAACUUAGUGACACCCAGAACCAUUCCCCAGUUCGUUAUCCCUGGUUCUACUGACUCAUCCAGACAUCCCAGCAUUGGUUCUAACGACGACAUCCUGAGCCACUCCAGCGGAGACCCCAGUAUGACAUCAUGGUCAGCCUCAACCAGCCCUGGGAUCUCUCCGAGAUCGUCGUUCUCAGCCCUCACGGCUCCUGCUUACAACAGUGUUCGCAUCAGGUCAGCUCCAGUGUCUCCAAGACGGGAUUCCCAUGGCUUUUUAAGAGACUUUGGCAUACGUUCGAUGUGCCAGUUGCCACACAUGCAAGGGGAUCAGUCGCCGUUGGCUAAUGGACACGCUUCAAUGCCGGUAUACAAAUUCUACAGCAACGGCAACACACUCACGACCCUGGGAUACAGUGUCCAGGAUCCAAGAACUUCCCCAAGAAAAGGAUCGUUGACAAUCCCAGCGUCAGAAGCAAGACAUCGUACCCGGCGGAUGCACAGAUCAUUCCAGGACUUCUACUAUCAUCACGACGAGCAUACCGUUUCCCCAAAUAUGCUUUAUGUCAACCACGUCUCGCCAGAAUACAAAGGGAUCUACGCGGGGACGACUGAUAAAAACGACUAUCUACCAGUAAAGGAGUCUUUCAGACGUUCUCAGCGAUACUACAGACGUCGCUCCUCAUUGGUUACGUCUGAUGUCAUGCGACUCUUGUAUCACCGUCAAAGUUUAGAAUAUGAAAAUGGCUCGAGCAGUAGUACUAGAGCGUUUAAAAGCAGAAGGCAACUAGCCCCCAUCGACUCACUUCACGAUAAACGACAUUCCUCUCCAGAAGUCUCUGUCGUGGAAUCUGGAAGAAGGGAACACUUUGAAAAAACUAAAUCCAAUUCGCUUACCAGGCUCUCUUCCCACGAUAUGCCAAAACCCACAGUAAUGACAAAGACAGAAACAGAACGAGGAGACGUCAAAUUCUCGUUCCAGUACUUUCCUGCCACCAAACGUCUCAAAGUGAUCAUCAUACGCGCGGAAGGACUUCGAUUCCCUUUAAAACCUGACCUGGUCCUGAACCCAUUCUUCAAACUGUGUUUAAUGCCAGGGAAACUGCAGAAACAAAGUACUGAGCCUAGCCGGCAGACCUCGGCACCUGUUCUCAAUAAGGAGUUCUUCUUCACUGAUCUUGGUUUGGAGGAGAUGAAAAAUUUACGUUUGAGAAUCAUUACGUUUCACAAGGCACACCACCUGAAGCUUCCGGAAUAUCUGGGGGAAGUAAACGUGCCUUUGUCUAACUACGACUUGCUCAUGGAGAAUAGAAUGUGGAACGAUCUACACUUUAAGCCUUACAAGAAG
Candidula unifasciata is the source of this 1500-nucleotide messenger RNA. The record is from the annotation of a GenBank genome assembly. Lineage: Eukaryota; Metazoa; Mollusca; Gastropoda; Stylommatophora; Geomitridae.